UUGUUCCAGCGACGGCUAGUGGGGACAUUUUAAACGAGCAAACCGUGCUAAAGCGGUCGGAAAGUCGAGAACACAUAACAGUUGUUCCAUAACAUUUCAGUUAACUCCAUAUCUUCCUCAUGAAUAUGGUGCUGCGAGCCUGAGAUGUUCCAAAGGACACACACAUGAGGACAGAUUUGAACCAGGUCAACUGCCCCUGUUUAUCGCCAGUCAACUGCCACUUCAGAGACUCCGCCCCUGGCCCUGCCCUCUGAGAUGACUGAUGCCCAGAAGGCCAACGAGCUCCCUGAAUGCCCCACAGAGGGCGGGGCCACAACAGAGGAGCUGGACAUGCCCCUGAGACAAGAGACCACGCCCACCAGCUCACCAUCAUGCGAGGAGCCAAUCAGCUCGCAGAGUCCUGAUAAACAGCCUGCCCCCGGCCUGCUCUCCAUGCCAUGCUUACUAAAGGAGCUUCAUAGAGACUCCGCCCCUGGGCAGCCGCAGGAAACGGACCCGCCCCCGGCUGCCGCCCAAUCCUGCGCACAGGACGACAGUGACUCCUCCGUCUGCCUGCGGUCGCCUUCCUCCUCCGGUCACCUUGGAGACUCCGACACGCUUUCAUCGGCGGAGGAAGCGCCGGCGCCCGCUCAGACGGCCGGCAGGAAGUCGCGGCGUUCGCAUUCUGAGAGCGACACAUCCUCCGUGGCAAUGGUGGCCAAGAAGAACCGCUGCCAGGAGAAGCAGGUGAACGGGCGCGUGCGCAUCAGAGGCCCGCGCAGCCAGCAGCAGAAGCAGCGCAUGCGACAGCUGCGGCAGAAACGCGAGGCAGCGGCGAGACGCAAACCCGAUGUGCUCCAGGACAGCAGCACUAGCGACAGCGACAUCACAGCCCACUCAUCCUCAUCCUCACCACUAACGGCCUCGUCCGACAACGAGGGAGAGGCAAUCAACUCUCACGCACCAGGUGCAGUCACUGCAGUAGAAGUCCAGCCAUCUCAGGUGAGUCUGGCGUCCACAGACAGUGAAGUGGAGAUCGUUGGAGUUCAAGAGAACGCCAGCGUGGUCUCCAGGUUUCCUCGCGGCGGAGUGAUCCAGUCGCUUUCUUCCUGGAAGCAGAGAGCUCCGGCUCAGUGGACGUCCGUCUCGGCGCAGUCCGGCUGGGUUCCUCCUCCUGAGGUGGUGGAUCUGACACUGGAUGAAGACCGGCACAGAUACCUGCUGUGAUCAAACACACUCACAUACACUCACACGCUUAGAUACACACUCAUAUACAUGUGACUGGUGGGCCGAGUGACUCAAACCAGAACACAGAAUGAUGCUUUCAUUAAAUGAAAAACACUUCAAACUGCUCAAUGUUUGCUUCUGAUACACUUUGAUGAUAUGCCUGAUGAAUUAUUUGCUACUGUGAGUGAGACAGCGAUGUGAAUAAAUGACAGCAGAUUUUAUAGGGUGGUAAUGGUUAAUGAGCAAAUACUGUACCAAGUUCUCCCAUGAUAAAGUCAGGUAUCAAAGCUAAGUUAAAAUCUUAAAAACAAUAUAUGGGGUUUCCUUAUAGAAGUUAAUACUCAAUGUAAACAGGUUGAUCUCACAAAAACUGGUCAUAUUUCACUCCAAAAUCAAGAAUAUAGAAUUUAUAUUUA
Molecule: messenger RNA, 1622 nt
Organism: Sinocyclocheilus grahami
Lineage: Eukaryota; Metazoa; Chordata; Actinopteri; Cypriniformes; Cyprinidae
Gene: ark2n
Product: arkadia (rnf111) N-terminal like PKA signaling regulator 2n
Exons: 4
Coding region: 256-1206 (316 amino acids)
Source: RefSeq, a predicted model, not a curated record